UCGGUUAUCUCAAUUGAAGGUACAUCAACAAGUACACAUUGGGCAAGGCCAUUCACCUGUUCUGUGUGUGAGAAAGGAUUCAGUCAGUCUUCCCACCUGUGGACACUCCAGUCAGAGGCUGGUCAUCUGCUGAAUUUGUGGGGAACGAUUCACUCGGCCAUCUGACAUAAUGGCUCACCUGCGAGUUCACACUGGAGAGCAGCCAUUCACCUGCUUGGACUGUGGGAAGGGAUUCACUUGCUCCUCUAAAUUAAACGUACAUCAGGGAGUUCACACUGGGGAGAAGCCAUUCACCUGCUCAGACUGUGGGAAGGGAUUCACUCACACUUCCACACUAUGGAGACACCAGCGAGUUCACACUGGGGAGAAGCCAUUUACCUGCUCAGUCUGUGGGAAGAGAUUCACUCAGUCAUCCAUACUACAGAUUCAUCAGCGAAUUCACACUGGAGAGAGGCCGUUCACCUGCUCAGAGUGUGGGAAGGGAUUCAUUCGGUCACACCAUCUGCAGAGACACCAGCAAGUUCACACUGGGGAGAAGCCAUUCCUCUGCUCAGACUGUGGGAAGAGAUUCACUGAGUCAUCCACUCUAUUGGUACAUCAGCGUGUUCACACUAGGGAGAAGCUGUUCACCUGCUCAGUCUGUGGGAAGGGAUACACUCAGUCAUCCCACCUACAUAGACAUCAGCGAGUUCACACUGGGGAGAAGCCGUUCCUCUGCUCAGACUGUGGGAAGAGAUUCACUCAGUCAUCCAACCUACAGAGUCACUUGCGAGUUCACACUGGGGAGAAGCCGUUCACUUGCUCAGAAUGUGGGAAGCGAUUCAUUCAAUCUUCCACCCUACAGAGACAUCAGCGAGUUCACACCGGGGAGAAGCCAUUCACCUGCUCAAUCUGUGGGAAGGGAUUCACUCAGUCAUCCAACCAACAAUGUCAUCAGCGAGUUCACACUGGGGAGAAGCCGUUCACCUGCUCAGAAUGUGGGAAGCGAUUCACUCGGUCAUCCCAACUACUGGCACAUCAGUCAGUUCACAAUGGGGAGUUGCCAUUGUUCUGAAUCCCUAGGUUUAAUUUGCCUGACAUUUUAAGAGAGAGGGAUUAAGAAGUAAAAUCAGUCUGACUUGCAGCUUGUUUACAUCACUCACAGCUUGUUUAGUUUUAACCGAGGACACAGACACUCAGAGUCAGACGGAGAUGAAGGAGGAAAAAUGGAAGGAUUGAAACCAGGGAACUGGUGGCCAAGGGUCACUGUUUGGAGCUUCCCUAUGCCCACAAGGGUGGGUUAAUUAUUGAUUCACUGUACAUCGAAUGUUUCUCACCUCAUUAGAUCCAUAGGAGUGAAUCUGAUUUGAAAUAUCCUGUGAAGACAACUGAUGUGUUAUCCCUUG
Molecule: messenger RNA, 1385 nt
Organism: Hypanus sabinus (Atlantic stingray)
Lineage: Eukaryota; Metazoa; Chordata; Chondrichthyes; Myliobatiformes; Dasyatidae
Product: gastrula zinc finger protein XlCGF7.1-like
Exons: 1
Coding region: 170-1054 (294 amino acids)
Biological process (GO): central nervous system development; regulation of transcription by RNA polymerase II
Cellular component (GO): nucleus
Molecular function (GO): RNA polymerase II cis-regulatory region sequence-specific DNA binding; DNA-binding transcription factor activity, RNA polymerase II-specific
Source: RefSeq, a predicted model, not a curated record